Molecule: messenger RNA, 1967 nt
Organism: Trifolium pratense (red clover)
Lineage: Eukaryota; Viridiplantae; Streptophyta; Magnoliopsida; Fabales; Fabaceae
Product: protein DA1-related 2-like
Exons: 12
Coding region: 161-1684 (507 amino acids)
Molecular function (GO): ubiquitin binding
Source: RefSeq, a predicted model, not a curated record
CUCUCUCUCUCUCUCUCUCUCUCUCUCUCUCUCUCUCUCUCAACCACUAUUAACCAUCCAUCUACAAUGCCUCUUCUUUACCAUCUUUCUCUCUCUGUCCUUUUCAUUCUUCUUCUUCCUCUUCCCUUUUCCUUCACUCACCCUCACUCUCAUAUUCCUUAUGGCUCCUUCUACUGAUAUCAAUCAUCUUUCUCAUCCAUGUAUAUAUGGGGAUUAUGUUUCUUCACAUCCAGAGAGAAAGUCUGGUUUCAUGAAAUGGCUUAGUAAACUUUUCAAAGGUGGGUCCAAUAGAGGAAGGAGUGGUCGUCAUCUUCAUGAUCCUUCUGAGGAAAGCUUGUCUUGGCGUGCUCCAUCUAGAGCUUUGGAUGAUCGUGCUAGAGCUCAGAAGGAAAAAGAAGAUUUAGGCCAUGCAAUGUCACUUUCUUCAGGUGACGAUAUGAAGCGACCAAAUGCUCAUCAAGGAUAUAGGUGGGGGGAAGAAAAUGAUGAAGAUUAUGGAAAGUCACUUCAUGAUAACUUUAGCUCAUCUGCACAUCCUCCAUAUGCUCCUGCACCAUUUUAUCCCACUGAAUAUAGAAGAAUAUGCGGUGGCUGCAACCAAGACAUAAUAUAUGGAAAUUGUUUAGGCUGCAUGGAUACUUAUUUUCAUCCAGAUUGCUUUCGAUGCCACUCUUGUCGCUAUCCUAUUACGGAGCGCGAGUUUUCUUUGUCAGGGAAGCAUCCAUAUCACAAAUCUUGUUUUAAAGAGUUGACUCAUCCAAAAUGUGAAGUUUGUUUCCAAUUUAUUCCUAUAAAUGCUGCUGGUUUGAUUGAGUAUAGAUGCCACCCCUUUUGGUCCCAAAAGUAUUGUCCUUCUCAUGAAUAUGAUAAUACAGGUCGCUGUUGUAGUUGCGAAAGAUUAGAGCCUCGCAAUAUAAAGUACUAUCGACUCGAGGACGGGCGAAGCUUGUGCUUAGAGUGCAUGGAAUCUGCUAUAAUGGAUACUGGUGAUUGUCAGCCUCUAUACCAUUCAAUCAGAGAUUAUUAUGAAGGAAUGCAUAUGAGAAUAGAUCAGCAAGUUCCAAUGCUUCUUGUUGAGAGAGAAGCACUUAAUGAUGCUAUUGUUGGAGAGAAAAGUGGAUUUCAUCAUUUGCCAGAAACAAGGGGUUUAUGCCUUUCAGAAGAACAGACUGUAACCAGUAUACAUAGAAGGCCAAGAAUUGGAGGUCAUAGACUUGUUGGAAUGAGAACUCAGCCUCAAAAGCUGACAAGAAAAUGUGAAGUUACUGCAAUUCUUGUUCUAUAUGGUUUACCAAGGUUGUUGACAGGUGCUAUACUCACGCAUGAAUUGAUGCAUGCAUGGUUACGCCUUAAAGGUUAUCGCAAUCUCAAUCCUGAAGUAGAGGAAGGAAUUUGUCAAGUUCUUUCAUAUCUGUGGCUUGAGACAGAAGUUAUGCCAACAAACUCUAAUUGUAUGCCAUCAACAUCCACAGCUGCUUCUUCUUCGUCCUCCUCUUCAUCAUCAAAGAAAGGUGCACAGUCUCAGGUUGAAAAUAAAUUGGGUGAAUUCUUCAAGUAUCAAAUUUUCAAUGAUUCUUCCCCAGCUUAUGGUGGUGGUUUUAGAGCUGCUAAUGAAGCUGUUAAUAAGUAUGGUUUACGUAGUACUCUUGAUCAUAUUCGUUUGACUGGUUUUUUCCCUGUGUAAUAAGAACACAUGUUCUCUAAGUAUGGAUUGAAGAGCUUGUUGUCUUCUUUUAUUGUUCUACAAGCGACUCUUGGUCCUUUUUUCUAUUCAACUUUGUCUCUUUGAAUGGUUCAAAUUCAAAAGCAGAGAGAGGCUCUGACAACUCUUUCAACAUGGUCCUGUGAUGAUGUCAGAAUCCAAUUUGACAAAAAUUAUGUAUUCUAUCACUUAUUUCCUAAUGUACUAUUUAGCUUAUCAUUUCAUCAAUGAAGUUGACAAUAUAAUAUAACAUUACUUUCACAAA